Alnus glutinosa is the source of this 2503-nucleotide messenger RNA. RefSeq lists its product as uncharacterized. The record is from RefSeq and is a predicted model, not a curated record. The transcript has 2 exons. Lineage: Eukaryota; Viridiplantae; Streptophyta; Magnoliopsida; Fagales; Betulaceae. Gene Ontology annotation, cellular component: 90S preribosome; nucleolus. Gene Ontology annotation, biological process: endonucleolytic cleavage in ITS1 to separate SSU-rRNA from 5.8S rRNA and LSU-rRNA from tricistronic rRNA transcript (SSU-rRNA, 5.8S rRNA, LSU-rRNA). The coding region runs from base 173 to 2065 and encodes 630 amino acids.
AAUUAGAUUUGGUCGGAUUUCUUAAACCCGAGCCGAACACAGCCGGAUCCUAAAAACCCUAAAUCUUUCUCCACAGCAAAGAUCGUCAUUUGUCACUCUCUUUUCUCUCUUUCUCUGUCCGAAACUCCACAAUUGAAAGCCCUAAUUUCCGUAGCCGUUGCAUUCAACAGCAAUGGGUCUGAAACUGUUCGAGAGUAGCGACUCCGAAAACGACGACGUGUCGAAGAUCGAGAUCAACCGCGAGUACGCCAAGAGGCUCGAGCACAACAAGAAGCGGGAGGACCUCCACCGCCUCCAGGAGCUCAAGAAGAAAGGCCUCGUCGAAUCGUCCUCCGAAUCGUCGUCUUCUUCGGACGAAGAAGACGACGAUUUCACCAAUUUCAGCGAGAGAGAUAGAGAAUUCUUUGAGGCACUGAUCAAGGUAAAGAAGCAAGACCCUGUUAUUAAGAACAAAGAUCUGAAGCUAUUCGAAUCGGAUGAAGAACAAGAAGAAGGAGAUGAGAAGGAAAUGGAGGAUAGGAAGGGCACGAAGACGAAGAAGAAGAAGGCAAUGUAUUUGAAGGAUUUGGUGGCGAAGCAAUUGAUAGAGGGGGGUCCGGAGUUUGAGGAUGAAGAAGGGGAAGAAAAGGGGGAGAGGAAGAAGAGCUAUGUGGAGGAGCAAGAGGAGAUAAGGAGGGAGUUUCUGGAGGCGGUAGCGGCGGAGGAUGGAGAGGAUGAUUUGUUCAAAGUGAAGGAGAAGAAUGAGGAGGAGGAGGAGGAGAACGAGAGUGGUGAGAAUGGUGAGUUUGUGAGGAAAUUGGAUGAGUAUUUUGGUGGGGAUGCGGAAGUGGAUGGGAAUACCAAGUUUCUGAAGGAUUUUUUUAGGAAUAGGAUGUGGGAGGAUAAGGAAGGGGAGGGUAUGGAUGUUGGGGAGGAGGAGAUUGAGCGGUUGUUGGAGGACGAAGAGGAGAUUGAGAGGCAAGAGGAGUUCGAGUAUCGGUUUCAGGAGAAUGCGGGGGAUAGAGUGAUGGGUCAUGCUCGUAAAUUAGAGGGGACAGUGAGGAAGAAGGCGAACGCGAGGAAAGAGCAGAGGAAGAGCAAAGAGGAGAGGAUGGAGCUGGCGAGGAUGGAGAGGGAGGAGGAGUUGAAGCAUUUGAAGAAUUUGAAGAAGGAGGAGAUGGACGAGAAGCUGAGGAGGAUACUGAGGACGGCGGGGAUUAGGGAGGACGAGGUUGUGCCGUUGAGUCAGAAGGAGUUGGAGGAGGAGUUCAAACCGGAGGAGUAUGAUAGGAUGAUGAAGAAGGCAUUUGGUAAGGAGUAUUAUGACGAGGAGGACGUGGACCCGGAGUUUGGGUGCAAUAGGGAUGAAGCUGAGGGUGAGAUUGAGAAGCCGGAUUUUGAGGAGGAGGACGAGUUGCUUGGACUUCCGAAAGGUUGGGAUGAGUCUGGAUCUGGUGACGGGUUUGUAGCUGCAAGGGAUAGGAUUUUGAAGCGUACUACGGAUAAUGGUGUUGGAAGUGACCAAGAAGAAGAAGGUAAGCGGAAAAGGAAGCGUAAAAAGAGUGCCCUUUUGGAGAAAGCUAAAGAGGCGAUGAUGGAGGAAUAUUAUAAGUUGGAUUAUGAGGAUACGAUUGGAGACUUAAAGACGAGGUUCAAGUAUACAAAAACAAAACCCAACAGAUUUGGAUUAAAUGCUGCAGAGUUAUUCGCGAUGGAUGAAAAUGAGUUGAAUCAGUAUAUUUCUUUAAAAAAACUUGCUCCUUAUAGGGAGGAUGAGUGGAAGUUAAGCGAUAAAAAGAGAUUCCAACUAAAAUUGAGGACUAGGGAACUUCUCCAGGGUGGAAAAGCAGAUGACCAGAAGGAUGGUAAGAAGAAGAGGUCGAGGGUUAAUGCUGAAAAAUCUACUUCAUCAAUGAGUGCUGUGGAAGAUGGGAAAGCACAAUUCAACGAAUUAAACGAUGACACGAGCAAUUUAUCCAGGAAGGCUAGGAGAAGACGAAACCUAGCUGAAGUUAAACUAUCACGCUCAAGGCUCAUGGCAUAUGGAAAGAUACCUUCUAAAUCUAGAAGUAAGGCAAAGCACUGAACAUCAGCAGUUAUUCAUCGAGGCAAUGGGACAUGAUAUUAACAAUAUUCAUAACAUGGAGGGUUAUACAUGAGCAAACAACAUGAAGAAUGGACGUAGUUUCAUUGUUGGGAUGGAGAAGAGAAUUAAAAGGUUUAGAAAUGCUGCCAAAUCUUUGUAGAUGGCAUGAGGUGGGAUGAUGAUGGGUUUGUUUGCUUUUUGAUGAGUUUGGGAAUGGAAAGCAAAAUGGAAAUGCAGGUCUAUCUAAGUUGGUGUUUCUAAUUUAGCUAUCUGUCUCUAAUUUUGAUCGAAUAACAUGAUAUGUUGCUCUUGACUUUGGGGUUUGAAGAGACAUAGUUUCAUAAUGUUUAAUUUAAUUUCUACCUUUACCCCCAAAUACAUGCUAACCCAUUUCCUUUCUUAUUUUUGUUCUUAAAUGAAUUUUAGUAACUUUGUUUA